GGGACGGGUCGGGCAGGGAGGGAGGGAAGGAAGGAAGGAAGGGAAGAAGGUAAGGAGGUAAGGAGCAGCGGCGCUGCGGCUGCCCCUGGGACCGCACCGCCGCCAUGGAGACGCUGUACCGCCUGCCCUUCGCCGUGCUCGAGUGCCCCAACAUCAAGCUGAAGCGGCCGAGCUGGGUGCACAUGCCUUCGGCCAUGACCGUGUACGCGCUGGUGGUCGUGUCCUACUUCCUCAUCACCGGAGGUGAGGCCGCGACCGGCGGGGCGGGCGGGAGGCCUCGCUCACGGAGCAGCUCUUCGUCGGCCCCUGCCCCGGGCGGCGGAGCCGCCGCUGAUCCUUGUCCAGGAAUUAUCUAUGACGUGAUUGUGGAGCCUCCCAGUGUGGGGUCGAUGACAGACGAGCACGGACAUCAGAGGCCGGUGGCCUUUCUGGCAUACAGAGUAAAUGGACAGUAUAUUAUGGAAGGCCUCGCAUCCAGCUUCCUCUUCACAAUGGGUGGACUAGGAUUCAUAAUUCUGGAUCGAUCCAAUGCACCAAAUAUCCCCAAGUUGAAUAGAUUUCUUUUGCUCUUUAUUGGAUUUGUCAGUGUGCUUUUGAGCUUCUUCAUGGCCAGAGUUUUCAUGAGGAUGAAAUUGCCGGGCUACUUGAUGGGUUAGUACCUCUUGUGGUGUAUGAAAGCUCAAGCUGAAUUUGCUUCACUUCAUGAAACGUUUAAGAAGAAACAGGAAGAAACAAGUUCCAUAGUCACCAUCAACAACAGCAAAGAGACCUGGCUGUGAGAAACAACUAGGGAAAGAGUGCUUCCUCUGCAAACAAACUCUCACUACCAAUGGCUGAUUUGUAGUACUCCAGCAAUGUUUUAUCAUUUCUGAUGUAGAGCUUUUGAAAAAGAGAAGUCACCUAGCUGAGUAUUUCUUUUAUAUCCCAACUCAGUAUGAAGCUACCUUUAGCUCUACCUAAAAUGAGUAUUUGCCAUUGACUUGACAGUUCUUUGUUGCAGGUCUGUCUCCUCUUCCCUGUGUGGGACACUUACAUGUGUGAAUCAGAGAAGAAACACCUGAAACAAUAUUUCCAAGUUAUAAUCAGAAAAUUAGUAACUUUGGAUGUUUUACAGCUGAAAUACCAUGUGUCUGAAAUUAUUUCAAAGGCACCUUUUGCCUUGAUAUUACUGGCUCUGUGUGAGCAAAUCCAGACAUGCACUGGGAAAGGCAAACGGUAUGAAUGUGCAUUUUUUUUUUUUUAAGAAAAAGUGUACAAAAGGAGCCAAAUAAAACUUAUUUUCUACAAAAUUA
Molecule: messenger RNA, 1292 nt
Organism: Pseudopipra pipra
Lineage: Eukaryota; Metazoa; Chordata; Aves; Passeriformes; Pipridae
Gene: OSTC
Product: oligosaccharyltransferase complex non-catalytic subunit
Exons: 4
Coding region: 105-656 (183 amino acids)
Cellular component (GO): oligosaccharyltransferase complex
Source: RefSeq, a predicted model, not a curated record